AUGUUUAAGAAAAGAGUGGUUAAGAGUAAUGGGGCAAAUAGUAUUAAGUCAACUGGUAUAGCGAGUAAGCGGAGUUUUUCAGUUGGGGAUGAAGAUAGUGAUGAUAUACAACCCAUAAUAAAGCGAGACGAUUCUAAUAUGUCAGAUCCAUUUAAAAAGCGACAAAAACUAGAGAAAGAUACUACAGAUCCUAUUGUAAUAGAUAAUAAAGUAAUAGCGAAUCAUACUGAAGCAAAUGUAGAGGAAGAGUCCAGAUCACAAAUAUAUAAGGAUCCUAUUGAGUCUAAAACUAAAUCAAAGAUAAAACCAUUACCUGCACAUAUAACAGUUACGACAUUAACUGAUUUCCAACCUGAUGUCUGUAAGGAUUUCAUGCAAACAGGUUACUGUGGAUAUGGAGAUACAUGUAAAUUUCUUCAUAUAAGAAAUGAAUCUAAAGCUACUAAAGUUAUUGAAAAAGAAUGGGAAACAGUAGGAGCAGGUGAGAGUAAACUGAAUUCAAAACCUGAACCUGAACACCAAGCAGAAAUAUUACCAUUUAAAUGUGUUUUAUGUAAGAAGGAUUAUCAAAAUCCUAUUAAGACUGAAUGUGGACAUAUAUAUUGUAAAAGUUGCUAUUUAACUAGAUAUAAGUCAGGUAAGGUAAAAUGUUUCAUAUGUUCAAAAGAUACUAAUGGAAUAAUUAUUCCUCUACUGAAAAGUCAAUUACAAAAAUUAAUCAAUUAG
Messenger RNA from Scheffersomyces amazonensis, 726 nucleotides. RefSeq names its product U2-type spliceosomal complex subunit. Bases 1 to 726 code for a protein of 241 amino acids. Gene Ontology annotation, biological process: snoRNA splicing. The record is from RefSeq and is a predicted model, not a curated record. Gene Ontology annotation, molecular function: metal ion binding. Lineage: Eukaryota; Fungi; Ascomycota; Pichiomycetes; Serinales; Debaryomycetaceae. Gene Ontology annotation, cellular component: U2-type spliceosomal complex. The transcript has a single exon.